GCGCCGAUCGGCGUUCCCAUUGCGGCCGUUCGGGGUAGGGGGGAGAUGGGGCGCGGCGGAACCGAAGGAUGAGGGUCCGCCACCUUCAGUCGCAUCUUCAUGAAGAGAAGCUCAUCUACCAGGGAAGCCUUGAGGUCCUUCGAGGGCAACGUCUCGGCAUAGAUGCAGUGCACUGGCUUCGGUCGAUCCAGGCUCUGAAGGAUCCCUUCGCAGAUGCCCUGGGCGGAGUCCCUCCAGGGAUCUUUGGGGUCGUGGACAAGGAGCUGGAAGGCUUCCGAAGGCUGAGCAUCACCCCGGUCUUCGUCUUUCAAGGCAUGACCCCCGGGCCCAAGCACUCCAUGUUUGUGAACCGAAUGGACCAGCAAAUGAUGGACGCCUGGGCGUUGCUCGCCAGCGGCCACAACAACGAGGCACAGAGAUUCUUCGCAGUCUCCACCAGCCGUAUCAAUGGCGACUUUGUGUACUUCAUCUUUCAGCACAUGCGGCACCGCGGCUGCGAGGUGCUUCAGGCCCCCUAUUUCGCAGGUACGCAGUUGGUGCACUUUGCUGAGCAGGGCGUGGUUCAAGCCGUUUUCGGACCGCCUGGAUUACUGCUUUUCGGGCUGAGCAUGGCGAUUGUGAACAUCGACUUCAACUCAGCCACCUUCGACUGGAUCGACUUGGAGCGGAUCCUGGAGAAGUGGACCAUGACUCGGGAGCAGUUCGUGGACGCCUGCAUGCUGGCGGGCACCGAGUACUGCUUGACCUUUCCAUAUCUUCAAGUGGACCAGGUCUCGCGCUUCAACUUUGAUGUCGCGGUGAACGUGGCCAAGCAAGCCCCGCUUCUCUCCUGGCUACAGACCUUCCCCACGGAGGAGAUGAAGGUGGACCAUAUGGAGGGCUACUGCGUGUGCAAGCUCCUGAUCCAGAGCUCCCCGGUCUUCCACGUGGGGGAGAACUCCGUGCGGCCCUCCACGGGCCAUUCGUUUCAAGUGCCCAACGACUAUCCCUCCGUCUUGGGGGAUCCUUUGCCCAGCAGCCUGUACUUCCUCAUUGUGAGCGGCGUGCUUUCAGCGAAGUUGCCGCAGGCGUUGGCCAAGGGCGAGUGGCUCGACAAGUCCCAGCCCUUGGUGGACACCGUGGAGUACCGGCAACUGCUCUCAGACCUCACGGACUACCGGCAGCGCGCCCUGGGCCUUGUGGCGCGGCAUUUGCCGCUCUACUUCCGCAGCAAGCGCAUCCUGUGCAAAGCCUUCUGGGAGAAUAUGCAAAACCGCCGCAGCUGCGAUGGCGGACGCGCCAGGCGCUGGCUGACGCCUGAAAAGAUGCAGGAUGUGAUUCGAUGGAACAUCAAUGCCACAAAUGUGGCACAAGAGCUGCAGCGACAGGGCAUGACUAAGGUGGACUUCAAGUUCUGCUUGGCGUGGCAUGCCAACGAGUUCCUCACCGACGGCCCUUUGAUUCGCAACCUCCGGAGCGAUUCCCAGGAGGCCGGCCGAGGCAACGACACCAAGGCUGUGUCGGCCAUCGUGCACUUCAUGCUUUUAGAGCACUUGGGCCUUAUUGCCGACGACGGAGGCAUGACUGUGCUGGGGGACGUGCUCAAAGAUUCCCCGUGGCAGCUUCAGGAGCCGUGCCUCGUCGCCUUGGAGAUGAUGAAGUUCGGCAUCCUCAGCGGAGACCCGUUCGAGGCUGCUGAGAGGCCGUUUCCAGAGCAGGUGAAGUAUCCCAAAGCCCCGGUGGACCCCCACACCAAGAGCUUGCUGCUGCUCUCUCGGGUCAUGUCCCUUGUGCCCAUGAAGCUGAAGAGCGGCAUGUGGAACGCCGACGUGGACUUCGACCUCGCCGCCUUCCACUCCCUCGUGCGCUUGGUCAAACGCGCCUUGCGACAUUUGACAGAGGCAUCCUUGGUGUCGGUGCUUCUGCGAAAUCUUCACCGUGUCCGUCUGCUUCCAAGCAGCUUGCUGUGUGCGUCGGCUCCUGGUGAGGAGGGCGAGAGCCACGGAGUGCUGCCGACCUUUAUGCUGCCGCGGGCAUGCAUGGGCAUCGUGUGCCUCUUCUUUUUGAAGUACAAGGGCGAGGCCAAGUCCUUUCCCCGAGAGCUUACUGCUCGCUUCCCGUGCUGCUCACAGCCUCUGGAGGACCUGGCCAUGGCCUUCUUAUUCUGGGAGGACUUGAAACGCUGUGUCCUGAAAAUUGCAGAUCCUCUGGGUGCACAAGAACUUGCCGCAGAUAUGAAGGCCGCCAGCGAGGUCCUGGCGCGCCAGAAACAGGAACUGGGCCUCUGACCUCGUGAGUCGACCCACGCGGUUUUCACGGCGGCGGUUUUCACGGCGGGAGCGGAGCCAGGCGCAGAGGAGGUCCAAUGAGGCGCCAA
Molecule: messenger RNA, 2356 nt
Organism: Effrenium voratum
Lineage: Eukaryota; Dinophyceae; Suessiales; Symbiodiniaceae
Source: the annotation of a GenBank genome assembly